UGCUGCUGGUUCGAAAUCUAAAAGACACCGCUGUAUCUUAUUUCCAUUUUUACAACAAUAUGCCUACACUUCCCUCCUUUGGCUCAUGGGAUGAGUAUUUUACAGCUUUUAUGCAUGGAAAAUUGUGUUGGGGCUCCUAUUUUGAUUAUUUAGUUGAAUGGAACAAGCAUAUGGAUGAUGAAAAUGUUAUGGCGAUAACCUAUGAAGAGCUGAAAGAGAAUCAGAUGUUAGGACUGAAAAAAAUAGCUGACUUCUUUGGGUUCUCUCUAAGUGAGGAAGAGAUUCAGACUGUUGCAGAGAAGAGCAGCUUCAAAGCUAUGAAAGAGAAAUCCUCCAAAACUCAUGGAGCAUUUGGGAAAAUUUUCUUCCGUAAAGGAAUUAUUGGUGAUUGGAAGGACCAUUUCUCUGAAGCUCAGAAUAAAGAAAUGGACAGAAAAUUUGAAGAGUGUUUAGCAGGAACUAAACUGGGAGAAAAGAUGAAAUAUGGAUUGUAUUGCAAGGCCUAAAGAGCAAAACCUAAUGCAUCUGUUUCCCUUAGUAUGAUCUGUUCACUUGUUUUUGUACACUGGAAAAAUCAUCUAAACUUCUGUGUAUCCAAGUGUAAAUCAUUAUGUUCUAGUCCUUAAUACCAGUAAUUUAUGACAGAUGUGUGCUUUAAAUGUGAUACCUCACCAUGCUUAAUAGAUCUUUUAAGUAUGCAUAUGCCCAUUGUAUGACACUGCCUUAGAAAGGAGCCCUAGACUUCAUUAUCAUCUACGCUAUUCUGAGGCGGUAUCAGGCAGAAGCACCAUCAGUUAUUUAACCAUUCUAUCAAAAACAAUUUAAUCGGCGAGCCAAUUCUGCACUGAGAAAUCCCAUGAAGUUCAUGGGGGUUGAAUUUGAUGUAAGUCCGUGCAGAAUUAGGCUUAGAGUGUCCAGAUGAUCCAGGUGUCCGAAAGCGAUAGAAAUUCCAUCAAAUAGAUUUUUUUGCCAUUAACAGUGACUU
Terrapene triunguis (Three-toed box turtle) is the source of this 985-nucleotide messenger RNA. RefSeq names its product sulfotransferase 6B1-like. Gene Ontology annotation, biological process: sulfation. Gene Ontology annotation, cellular component: cytoplasm. The record is from RefSeq and is a predicted model, not a curated record. The transcript has 4 exons. NCBI's taxonomy places the organism in Eukaryota, Metazoa, Chordata, Testudines, Emydidae. Gene Ontology annotation, molecular function: sulfotransferase activity. The coding region runs from base 60 to 506 and encodes 148 amino acids.